AUUGAUUAUGUUGGCCCACUGACUCGAACUGUGAGAGACAAUAAAUACAUAAUCAUCAUCACCGAUUAUUUGACUAAGUGGCCAGAGGCAAAAGCUGUGCCCACAGCUAAUGCAAAAACCACU
Racocetra persica is the source of this 123-nucleotide messenger RNA. Lineage: Eukaryota; Fungi; Glomeromycota; Glomeromycetes; Diversisporales; Gigasporaceae. The record is from the annotation of a GenBank genome assembly.